Molecule: messenger RNA, 2257 nt
Organism: Cricetulus griseus (Chinese hamster)
Lineage: Eukaryota; Metazoa; Chordata; Mammalia; Rodentia; Cricetidae
Source: RefSeq, a predicted model, not a curated record
GAAACUGUAAAACCCUUUCUAGAAUAGUAGGCAGAAGUGUAGGCUUUUCUUUGCCUUGUGCUUUGGAGAGAGGGUCUUGAUGCAUAACUCAGGCGGGCCUUGAACUCUCAGUGGUUUUCCUGCACAAGUCUCCAGAGUACAUGAUUUUAAACAUGGAGAAGCUUCAGUGGAGACCACGUGCUUUCAGGGAAAACCAGUUGGAAACGGAAGACUUAGCAUCAAAAACCACAGCAACAGUACUAGAAUCAGCGCUGUGUCUUUCAGAACAGGGCUCCAGCACUUUUGGACACAGUCUGGAGCUGGAGGGGGAUGAAGUAAGGGCAACAGCUGUGCAAGUUUCAGGUCACCUCUAAUGAGAAGAGGCCACUCACUGUCCCACAGCGGAGAGGGAGGAAACCACAGCCCGUAGACCACAGAUGUCUUAGCUCAGGAAGUUCAUGGUCAAAGCCGCUGGAUGUGGUGGGUGCUUUCACAAGCACUUUCCCCAGAGGCGCCAGCUUCUCACGGAAGCUCACAGCCAGAUGGAGAAGCGGCGGAGAGACAAGAUGAACCAUCUGAUUCAGGAGCUGUCAUCUGUGAUCCCUCCACUCAGCCCCGCUGCCCGAAAACUGGACAAGCUCAGCGUCCUGAGGAGGGCAGUGCAGUACUUGAGGUCUCUGAGAGGCAUGACAGAGUCUUUCUUAGGAGAAAAUUCUAGACCUUCAUUUAUUCAGGAUAAGGAGCUCAGUCACUUAAUCCUCAAGACAGCAGAAGGCUUCCUGUUCGUGGUUGGAUGUGAAAGAGGGCAGAUUCUCUUCGUAUCUAAGUCCAUCUCCAAAACCCUGCAGUAUGAUCAGGGCACCUUGGUGGGACAGAAUUUGUUUGACUUUUUACACCCAAAAGAUGUUGCCAAAGUAAAGGAACAGCUUUCUUGUGAUGUUUCACUAAGAGAGAAACCUGUGGACACCAAAACCUCUCUGCAGGUUUACGGUCACGGCCACCGUGGGCGACCAAGCGUGCACUCUGGCUCCAGGCGAUCUUUCUUCUUCAGAAUGAAGAGCUGUAAAAUCCCAGUCAAAGAAGAGCUUCGAUGCUCACCCUGCUCAAAGAAGAAAGACCACAGGAAAUUCUACACCGUCCAUUGCACUGGCUACUUAAGAAGCUGGCCUCUGAAUGUUGUUGGCAUGGAGAAAGAGAGGGACAGUGUUAAAGACAGUGGUCCUCUUACCUGCCUUGUAGCCAUGGGACGGUUACAUCCAUAUGCUGUCCCUCAGAAGAGCGGCAAGAUCAAAGUGAGGCCAACUGAGUUUGUGACCCGCUUUGCCACGAAUGGAAAAUUCGUCUACGUUGAUCAAAGGGCAACAGCAAUUUUAGGAUACCUGCCUCAGGAACUUUUGGGAACCUCAUGUUAUGAAUAUUUUCAUCAAGAUGACCACAGCAAUUUGACUGUCAAGCACAAAGCAGUUCUGCAGAGUAAGGAGAAAAUACUUACAGACUCGUAUAAAUUCCGCGUGAAGGAUGGGUCCUUCGUAACCCUGAAGAGUCAGUGGUUCAGCUUCACCAACCCUUGGACCAAAGAGCUGGAGUACAUCGUGUCUAUCAACACGCUGGUUUUGGGGCGCAGUGAGGCUGGUGCACCAUCCUUACUUCCCUGCAGCAGCCAGUCCUCAGAAGGCUGCAUGCGUCAUCCCCAGAAGAUUUAAAUCCUUCAGAAACAGAGGGAGAUGGCCACAGUGUGAACUGCAGGAACGCCAGUGUGCCCGUGUCCAGGAAGGAGCACUUUUCACCGAGCCCUGAAACAGGGGAGCUGGAGGCUGCCAGGCACCCCCAGAUCACUGAAGCUGCCCAUACUCAGGGGUCACUCCUCAGUGAUGGUGCCCAGCUGGACUUUGAUGCGCUGUGUGACAACGAAGACACAGCUGUGGCUGCAUUUAUGAAUUACCUCGAAGCAGAGGCAGGUCUGGGUGACCCUGGGGACUUCAGCGACAUCCAGUGGACACUCUAGCGUUUGAACUAACAUGAGAGUCGUUUCAGAGUGUCCCAUUUACAAAACACUCCGUUCUUCCGCACUGUCUCCAUACUUCCUAUCUCCUACUGAUAGUCUACCGGUUUUUAUACAGCCGCACCUUCCUCUCACAGGGCUGUGGGGGAGUAAAACGUUUUCCUCCACGGCUAAACAGUCAAGUUCAUCAAACUCUCUUUACUUAGUGAGCUAGCCUGGGGUCAGGCUGUGGUAUUUCUACUAAAACUCUCUGACCAUAAAAUGCUGCCAACCGUA